GGGCAGUCCCAUUGUUUGAGGGAGAAAUGAAAUUGAAAUCACGGCAAAGCUAAGAAAAAAGAGUCAGUGGGCAACAUCACAAUAAAUGACACCCCGCUGUUUCCAAACUGAGUAUUAAAUGCAGCAACCCACUUUCUCAUCUCUUCCUUUACACUUGCCUUUUUUCCAUCAACAAAUGGAUCCUUGCCUUGCCCCCAAAUGUCCACUCCUUCCCCUUCCUCCCCUACCUAUCUCACCAACUUAGGCCUCGGCUAUUCCAUUGCCAUCGCCGUCGGUUUCCUCGUCCUCCUCUCCACCAUCCUCCUCGCUUCUUACAUCUGUUUCCGCUCUUCCACUUCUCCUCGCGCUUUCUCUUCCAAUCCCUCCGCUAUCCCCGCCUCCAACUCCGAUGGCAUCCUGCUCCCCACUAUUAUCUUCGUUGCUGAAGAUGAAGCCACUGAUAACGUCGUCCUCGGACUCGACCAGGCCGUUAUCAAUUCUUACCCCAAGUUCCAGUUCUGUAAAGACUCGGCUGCUAGUAACUUGAACACCACAUGUUCCAUUUGUCUGUGUGAGUACAAGGAUUUGGAGAUGUUAAGGAUGAUGCCUGAGUGUAAGCAUUAUUUCCAUGUUUUUUGCAUCGAUGCUUGGUUAAAACUCAAUGGAUCUUGUCCCGUUUGCCGGAACUCGCCGCUUCCGACCCCACUUUCCACUCCCUUGUCGGAAGUCGUGCCGUUAUCUCAGUUCGCUGCGGAUCGGAGGAUUAGGUGACUUUUGGGUGUCAUCGUGUUUUUUUCCCCUGCCCAACAAAGAAGAAAACAAUUUUUUGGGGUUAGGUAAUUAAGGAACAGGAAAAUUGGGUAUGGAGUAUUUUUGGUCGAUGGAUUAUGAUAUUUGGUUAUUUUAGGGGAAACCGAGGGAAAAAGAAAAGGAUUUUUAGCGAAUCGGGUGCUUUAUGAGUAGCAUGAAUUAGGUGGUAAAAAGUGAUUCAGUGGGAGUUCAUUUUAGUUUCGGGAUUUGUUUCAGCAAAUUAUAUAAGCUUAAUUUUGAAAUGAAUAAUUUGCAUCAAUUUUGUUUUCUUUGUUCAUUUAUGAGACAUUGACUCGGUUCCUCUUGUCUAA
Gossypium raimondii (Peruvian cotton) is the source of this 1100-nucleotide messenger RNA. Its product is annotated as RING-H2 finger protein ATL67. The record is from RefSeq and is a predicted model, not a curated record. Lineage: Eukaryota; Viridiplantae; Streptophyta; Magnoliopsida; Malvales; Malvaceae. Gene Ontology annotation, biological process: protein ubiquitination. The transcript has a single exon. The coding region runs from base 199 to 750 and encodes 183 amino acids. Gene Ontology annotation, molecular function: transferase activity.